Molecule: messenger RNA, 523 nt
Organism: Paramecium primaurelia
Lineage: Eukaryota; Ciliophora; Oligohymenophorea; Peniculida; Parameciidae
Source: the annotation of a GenBank genome assembly
AUGUUUAAUUAUUCUGGGAUGUUGCCAAAAAGUUAAAGUUUAUAUUUUCAUCCACCACUACAAGUACUCAAUACUAGAAAUGUCUAAACAGAACCUGAAAUCUCAAAAUAAUAACAUAGUACUUAGUAUUUUUAGCUUUAGAACCUCAUAAGAAAUACAGUGUUAUUACUGAUGACAAGAGGAAUCUCUUAAUCAAACAGGUUUUAGAAGAAGGGGUUUCAGUCAAAUUAGCUGCUUAAGCUAGUGAAAUUAAGUUAUCGACAGCAAAAGCAAUUUUGAAGACUUUCAAAACCUAAGGGAGAAUAGGCAAAAAGAAAGAACGCCAAAAACGACCAAAGUUGAAUAGGAAAACUGUUGAAAAACAAUUAGAUUAAGCAACAUUAAUUAAGAAGCAAUUGCCCAAACUUGGUCAAAAGUAAUAAUAUAAAACUAAAUUAGUUUCAUUUACUUACCCUAUAGCUAUUAACCUCCCCCUCUUAUUUAUAAAAUUGAGUAUUCUAAUGAUGUUAAAUCAGAAAUUUGA